AGUCUCACAGGUGCUAGACAGCCUGGAAGAAAUUCAUGCACUUACAGACUGCAGCGAAAAAGACUUAGAUUUUCUUCACAGUGUUUUCCAGGAUCAACAUCUUCACACGCUACUAGAUCUUUAUGACAAAAUAAACACAAAAUCUUCACCACAAAUCAGGAAUCCUCCAAGUGAUGCUGUACAGAGAGCCAAAGAGGUAUUGGAAGAAAUUUCAUGUUACCCAGAGAACAAUGAUGCAAAGGAGCUAAAGCGUAUUUUAACACAACCUCAUUUCAUGGCCUUACUUCAAACUCAUGAUGUAGUGGCACAUGAAGUUUACAGUGAUGAAGCGCUGAGAGUUACACCUCCUCCCACCUCUCCAUACUUAAACGGAGAUUCUCCAGAAAGCGCCAACGGUGACAUGGAUAUGGAGAAUGUAACACGGGUUCGACUGGUGCAGUUCCAGAAGAACACAGAUGAACCAAUGGGAAUCACUUUAAAAAUGAACGAGCUGAACCAUUGCAUUGUGGCAAGAAUUAUGCACGGAGGAAUGAUUCACCGACAAGGUACGCUACAUGUAGGGGAUGAAAUCCGAGAAAUAAACGGAAUCAGUGUGGCAAAUCAAACUGUAGAACAACUACAAAAAAUGCUUAGGGAAAUGCGUGGAAGUAUUACCUUUAAGAUUGUGCCAAGUUAUCGCACGCAAUCUUCCUCCUGUGAGAGAGAUUCCCCCUCUACAUCCAGACAGUCCCCAGCUAAUGGUCAUAGCAGCACUAACAAUUCUGUUUCGGACUUGCCAUCGACAACACAACCAAAAGGACGACAGAUAUAUGUAAGAGCACAAUUUGAAUAUGAUCCAGCAAAGGAUGACCUCAUUCCUUGCAAAGAAGCUGGCAUCAGAUUCCGAGUUGGUGAUAUUAUCCAAAUCAUAAGCAAAGAUGAUCAUAACUGGUGGCAGGGUAAACUUGAGAACUCCAAAAAUGGUACUGCAGGUCUUAUUCCUUCUCCUGAACUUCAAGAAUGGCGAGUUGCUUGUAUUGCCAUGGAGAAGACUAAACAGGAGCAACAGGCCAGCUGUACUUGGUUUGGAAAGAAAAAAAAGCAGUACAAAGACAAAUAUUUGGCAAAGCACAAUGCAGUGUUUGAUCAAUUAGAUCUCGUCACAUAUGAAGAAGUAGUAAAACUGCCAGCAUUCAAAAGGAAAACACUAGUCUUACUAGGUGCACAUGGUGUUGGAAGAAGACACAUAAAAAACACGCUCAUCACAAAACACCCGGACAGAUUUGCUUACCCCAUUCCCCACACAACCCGACCUCCAAAGAAAGAUGAAGAAAACGGGAAAAAUUACUACUUUGUAUCACAUGACCAAAUGAUGCAGGAUAUAUCAAACAAUGAAUAUUUGGAAUAUGGCAGCCAUGAGGAUGCAAUGUAUGGGACAAAACUGGAAACAAUACGAAAGAUCCAUGAGCAGGGACUAAUUGCAAUACUUGAUGUAGAACCUCAGGCACUGAAGGUCCUGAGAACUGCAGAGUUUGCUCCUUUUGUUGUUUUUAUUGCUGCACCUACGAUUACCCCAGGCAUUAAUGAGGAUGAAUCUCUUCAGCGCCUGCAGAAGGAGUCUGAAAUCUUACAGAGAACAUAUGCACACUACUUUGACCUAACAAUUAUCAACAAUGAAAUUGAUGAAACUAUCAGGCACCUGGAGGAAGCCAUCGAGCUUGUGUGUACAGCCUCACAGUGGGUCCCGGUCUCCUGGGUCUACUAGGCUGGUCACGAGAGAAUUGAAAAAAAAUGUCAUUACUGGGAACCGCCUCAUACAUGGAAAACCUCUUCGUUAUUGACCUUGUGUCAACAGGUCUUGGCCCCUAGAGACUACCUAGAUGUAGUGUGACCUAAAAUAUAAUUAUUGUCAUGUCCGAAUAGAUAGGAGGAUGGGAAAAAAAAUUAAACACUAAUUUAAAGAGACAGUAUCUCUUUUUUAAUCAUUUCUCCUAAACUUUAAUAAAAUGUAUCUUUAAAUAUGUGUAUUAUUCAGUCCUUUGGAAUGUUAUAUUUUUGGAAAUCAUAGCUUUUUAUUUCAAGGGCCCCUAAAAACUGCACAAAAUAGAUGCUGCUUUCUAUAAUCUAUUUUAAUAGUAAUAAUAUGAUUCUGUUACCUUAACUUGGGGGUGGAACACUACAUUCUUUUUAGAGUCUGAUUUUAUGGAUUGGAAUACUUUGCUUUCCUUUAUUUAUUUGAAGUAAUUAGUCUAGUGGUUAAGAAACAAAUUCAUAAAUUUUACAGGCCUGUUUUCGCUUUUUUUUUUUUCUAGGAUAGCAUUUUUAAGUACUUUUGUGUAACAUCCAGAUAAUGUGAUACUGUCUCUUUGAAGAACUCUGUAAAACUUUUAGAAAUUUGAAAUUGGGUCUUGACUCUUAAUGCAUGUGGACAGUCGCAAGCGUUCAUGCCGUUGGUGUAUCUGUGUUGAUAAAACCUGUAAUCUACAGCAAAGUACAUUCCGUUCAUGGGAACACGUACCCAAGGGAAUAAAGUAAAAUAUUAUUCUAAGUUGUAAACCUAUGCACAUCCCUUGCAUUUUGGGCAACUUUAUAAAAAAAGAAAAAAAAACAAAACUGAUUUUUAUUAAUAAUAAUCAUGUAGUGAAAUGUGUUUGUAAUUUUGUCUCAAUUUAAUUUGUUGUAAGGUGGGAGGGGGCAAUUACUGGUUUCACCAUUUCAGAUCUGUGUUGUCUGAGAGUAUUAACGUUUUAAUUAAGUUUAAGCAAAGAAAUGCUGAUUUUUAAUAUGUAUGUAAUUGUUUAAAAAUGCACACAUUUUAAAAGAAAAUACUGUGCAAUGGAGAAACCAGUUUAGGCAUUGCGAUAAACUGACUAUUCCAAAAGACUCAUCUACAACAGCCCUGUAAAUUCCUUUAAAAAUGGUAAUUGACUCUACAGUCUGACCAAUUUUUUUUAUUUUAAAUAUACUUCCUUUUAUGUGUUCAACAA
Molecule: messenger RNA, 2966 nt
Organism: Leptosomus discolor (cuckoo roller)
Lineage: Eukaryota; Metazoa; Chordata; Aves; Leptosomiformes; Leptosomidae
Source: RefSeq, a predicted model, not a curated record